This is a messenger RNA of Sorghum bicolor (sorghum), 4204 nucleotides long. RefSeq names its product protein translocase subunit SECA2, chloroplastic. Gene Ontology annotation, biological process: protein targeting; protein import. Gene Ontology annotation, molecular function: ABC-type protein transporter activity; ATP binding. Bases 55 to 3249 code for a protein of 1064 amino acids. Gene Ontology annotation, cellular component: membrane; chloroplast envelope. The transcript has 30 exons. The record is from RefSeq and is a predicted model, not a curated record. NCBI's taxonomy places the organism in Eukaryota, Viridiplantae, Streptophyta, Magnoliopsida, Poales, Poaceae.
CUGCAUCCUCUCCUCCCUUGCCCCCAUUCUUCGCAUCCCAACUGGCCGACUCCCAUGGCCGCCGCCUCCGCCGGCGGCUCUCUGUCCACCGCCUCCGCCUCCCUCGUUCCCACUCCCACCUCAGCCCCGGCCCCUCGGCUCCUCAGCAGGCGAAGCACCAAGCCCACAACACGAGCUAGCCCCACCCCGAGACCAAAAAAGCCGCCUCCUCUCUCCUGCGCGGCCGCAGCGACUCCCACCCCCGCCCCCGCGGUCGCGUCCAAGUCGGCCGGGUCAUGGAGGGACCUGUGCAGCCUCAACGCCUGGGUGGUGCGGGACUACCGCCGCCUCGUCGACUCCGUCGGCGCGCUCGAGCCGGCGCUUCGGAGGCUCUCGGACGAACAGUUGAAGGCAAAGACGGCGGAGUUCCGCAGCCGCCUAACGCGCGGGGAGACGCUCGCCGACGUCCAGGCCGAGGCGUUUGCUGUGGUACGGGAGGCAGCUAGGAGGACGCUUGGGAUGCGGCAUUUCGACGUCCAGAUAAUUGGUGGUGCUGUGCUCAACGAUGGCUGCAUUGCAGAGAUGAAGACAGGCGAGGGGAAGACACUUGUUUCCACACUCGCGGCUUAUCUCAAUGCCCUUACAGGGGAAGGGGUUCAUGUGGUGACUGUAAAUGAUUAUUUGGCGCAGCGUGAUGCUGAAUGGAUGGGCCGUGUUCAUCGCUUUCUCGGUCUUACUGUUGGUCUGGUUCAGGCGGGUAUGAAGUCAGAUGAGAGAAGAGCCAGCUACAGAUGCGACAUUACAUACACUAACAACUCGGAACUUGGAUUUGACUAUCUUCGUGACAACCUAUCUCGAAACAAAGAACAACUUGUUAUGAGAUGGCCAAAGCCAUUCCAUUUUGCUAUUGUGGAUGAAGUGGACUCAGUACUUAUAGAUGAGGGAAGGAAUCCAUUGUUAAUAAGUGGAGAGGAUAAUAGAGAUGCAGCUCGGUAUCCAAUUGCUGCUAAAGUCGCAGAACUUCUUGUGGAGGGUGUUCAUUACACCGUCGAACUAAAGGGCAAUAAUAUAGAUCUGACAGAGGACGGUGUAGCACAUGCUGAGAUUAUUCUUGGGACAGAUGAUCUAUGGGAUGAGAAUGAUCCAUGGGCAAGGUUUGUGAUGAAUGCUUUGAAGGCAAAAGUGUUCUACCGAAGGGAUGUCCAGUAUAUUGUCAGGGAUGGGAAAGCUAUUAUAAUUAAUGAGCUAACUGGCCGAGUUGAACCCAAAAGAAGAUGGUCUGAUGGUAUCCACCAAGCAGUAGAAGCAAAAGAAGGCCUAAAAAUCCAGGCAGACUCAGUAAUUGUGGCUCAAAUCACAUAUCAGUCACUGUUUAAGCUUUAUCCUAAGCUUUCUGGGAUGACAGGAACUGCUAAGACAGAGGAAAAGGAGUUUUUAAAGAUGUUCAAGAUGCCUGUUAUUGAAGUACCUACUAAUCUGCCAAAUAUACGGGUGGACUUGCCUAUCCAAGCUUUUGCGACUGCAAGAGGCAAAUGGCAAUAUGUACGGGCUGAAGUAGAGUCUAUGUUCCAAUUAGGCCGCCCUGUUUUAGUUGGAACUACAAGUGUUGAGAGUUCUGAAUACUUGUCAGAGCUACUUAAACUUCGCAAUAUUCCACACAAUGUCCUUAAUGCAAGACCAAAGUAUGCUGCAAGAGAAGCCGAAAUAAUUGCCCAAGCUGGAAGAAAACAUGCUAUUACAAUUUCAACUAAUAUGGCUGGUAGAGGAACUGACAUUAUUUUAGGUGGUAAUCCAAAAAUGCUUGCAAAAGAAAUAGUAGAAGAUAACAUACUUCCAUUUUUGAGCCAUGAACCUCCUGAUAUUGACAUGGAAGGGGAAUCCACAUCCCACAAGGGUCUCUCAAAUAUAGAACUUGGUCCAUCAUCAGUAGGUCUGCUUGCCAAAGCUGCAAUCAUGUCAAAAUAUAUUCACAAAAGUGAGAUAAAUGAAUGGUCUUUUAGUAAGGCAAAAUCCACUAUUGCUGAAUCUAUAGAAAUGGGUCAAAUGAUUGGGAUGGAGAAACUGCAAGAGCACAUGACUGAAGAGUCUGAGAUGUACCCUCUUUGUGAUGCAAUAGGACUUGCUUAUCUCAGUGUCUUAAGGGAUUGCGAAAUUCAUUGUUCAGCUGAAGGUGCUGCCGUGAAGAGAUUAGGUGGGCUCCAUGUAGUAGGAACUUCUUUGCAUGAGUCGCGCCGAAUUGAUAACCAACUGUGUGGCAGAGCAGGCAGACAGGGUGAUCCUGGGUCAACAAGGUUUAUGGUGAGCUUACAAGAUGAAAUAUUCCAGAAAUUUAAUCUGGACACUGAAUGGGCUGUGAGGCUAAUAUCAAGGAUAACAAAUGAUGAAGACAUAGCUAUUGAGAGCAAUGUUGUUGUGAAGCAGCUUCUAGGCCUUCAAAUCAACGCAGAGAAAUAUUAUUUUGGAAUAAGGAAAAGUCUUGUUGAGUUUGAUGAAGUCCUGGAGGUCCAAAGAAAGCAUGUGUACAACCUUAGGCAGGUGAUAUUAUCUGGUGACUCUGAAAGCUGCAGUGAACAAAUUUUCCAGUACAUGCAAGCAGUAGCUGAUGAAAUUGUUUUGUUAAAUAUUGAUCCCCAAAAGCCACCCAAGGCAUGGAAUCUGGUAAAGCUUUUGGAUGAAUUUGUCAGACUAGGCGGAAAACUACUGAGUGAAUCAUUCGAGGACAUCCAAGAGGAAAACCUACAAUCAGCACUUGAGGAAAUGCAAGGUUGGGACCCAGUGAAAGCUGAUAGUUUUGCUCUUCCAAACAUGCCGGUGCCGCCUGAUUCACUUAGAGGAAUUCGAAAGAAAACAUCUUCUAUAAUGCGGUGGUUUGCCAUUUGUGUUGAUGAUACGUCAAAGAAAGGGAGAUAUACAAACACUGUCAAUCUGCUCCGGAAAUAUUUUGGGGAUUUUCUAAUAGCUACCUACUUGAAUGCUGUGCAAGAGUCCCGUUACGACGAUGGAUAUAUAAGUGGAAUCGAGCGGGAAGUACUUUUGAAGACUCUUGAUACGUUAUGGAAAGAUCACUUGGUAAACAUGAACAAGCUUAGUUCUGCUGUGAACGUUCGGAGUUUUGGACACAGAAAUCCUCUGGAAGAAUACAAGAUCGAUGGCUGCCGCUUCUUCAUCUCGAUGCUGAGCGCCACACGACGUCUCACCGUGGAAUCCCUACUGCACUACUGGUCGUCUCCCAUGGAAUCCGAAGAGAUCUUCAACACAGAGGAUCAAUAGCGAAAAGACAUCACGUCUAGUGUGGGCUUCUGCUGCAAGUCGAAGACAGGUUAGGCACUAACAUAGUUAAUUAGCAAAGCCACAAGUUUAAACAGGAUAACUGGAUAAGUAUGGACUGCAAGACACUGCACACUACUGAUCCCGCAUCACAUCAGCAAUACGGCGGAGCCGCCUGUAACGCCGCAAAGUUGGAGCUUGUUUGCACGCUACAGCUUGGAAGUGGCUUAAUCUCGUCCGCAUUGUACCGUGGUCAUUAGAUUAGGCCUUGUUUAGUUCGCAAAAUUUUCAAGAUUCCCCGUCACAUCGAAUCUUUGGUCACAUGCAUGGAGCAUUAAAUAUAGACGAAAAUAAAAACUAAUUGCACAGUUUACCUGUAAUUAGUGAGAUGAAUUUUUUGAGCCUAGUUGCUCCGUGAUUAGACAAUGUUUGUUAAAUAAAAACGAAAUGCUACAGUCCCAAAAAACGAAAAAUUUUGCGAACUAAACAAGGCCUUAGAUCGUCAUGAUGAUGACUGUUGGUUCUCUGCACAAAGUCUGCUCUGUACCUUUUUCUGGGAGCGACAAUACUCGCCAACCCUUGCUCGCACAUCGCUCGUCAGACGGGGAACAGGAGCCCGUGCGGAAUCUCUUGCUUGUGGACGUCGAACUCUUCGUGCAGGUAGGUACGCAUCACCCUAGUGGCCAUGCUUUGACAUUUGCCAAGUUGAUGCUUUUUAAUCUUUGGCGCGUGUGAUGGUGGCAAUUUGUAAGUCAACUCUCUGGAGACUGGUAACGGUUUAACCUGUGUGUGUGUUUUGGGCUCGUGGACAAAGUUUGUAUAUGCUGCUGUUCCUGGCUCUCUCUUUUUUUUUUUCCCACUGUAUGGAUGGCACAGUGAUCACUGAUCAGUGAUACCUAGUUACACACUUGCACGUGGGAGAAGGAUGGAGCCUUGUUGGCAAUAUAUAAUUGAGGUA